This is a messenger RNA of Raphanus sativus (radish), 1479 nucleotides long. Its product is annotated as transcription factor TGA1. The coding region runs from base 294 to 1406 and encodes 370 amino acids. NCBI's taxonomy places the organism in Eukaryota, Viridiplantae, Streptophyta, Magnoliopsida, Brassicales, Brassicaceae. Gene Ontology annotation, molecular function: DNA-binding transcription factor activity; sequence-specific DNA binding. Gene Ontology annotation, biological process: DNA-templated transcription; regulation of DNA-templated transcription. The transcript has 9 exons. The record is from RefSeq and is a predicted model, not a curated record.
CUUUCUGACUACUGAAAUUUCUUAAAUUACUACGUCAAAGAUUUUUUUAAAGGUCUCAUUUAAGUUGUCGUGUUCUCUCAUGAUUCCACUUCUUCUUCUUCUUCUUCUUCUUCAAGAUGAUGAGACAUGAGUUUUUGAGAUAGAAGGAAGAGCUUUAAGAAUCCCUUUGGUGUCCAACUCGGAACUUCUUGGCUUUACGUCCGAUCUUGUCGCUAGAGCCUUCUUUCUUUCUUUCAUGGUUUUAGCGACAUAAGUUGGCCAGACCCAAGAACCCAUCAGAAGUUGAGGGAAGUAUGAAUUCAACAACAACACACUUUGUGCCACCGAGAAGAGUUGGUAUAUACGAGCCUCUCCAUCAGUUUGGUAUGUGGGGAGAAACUUUCAAGAACAAUAUUGGCAAUGGGGGAGACAUGAACAGUCCUAGCCACAUUAUUAUACCGAAUUAUCAACAAAUAGAGAAUAACAACUUGUCAGAGGAUACUUCCCAUGGAACAGGAGGAACUCCACACAUGUUUGAUCAAGAAGCUUCCACGUCCAGACAUCCUGAUAAGAUACAGAGAAGGCUUGCACAAAACCGUGAGGCUGCUAAGAAAAGUCGCUUGCGGAAGAAGGCUUAUGUUCAGCAUCUAGAAACAAGCCGGUUAAAAUUAAUACAUUUAGAGCAAGAACUGGACCGUGCUAGACAACAGGGUUUCUACGUUGGGAAUGGCAUAGAUACUAACUCUAUCGGUUUCUCAGAACCCAUGAAUCCAGGGAUUGCUACGUUUGAGAUGGAGUAUGGACAUUGGAUUCAAGAACAGAACAACCAGAUAUGUGAACUAAGGACUGUUUUGCAAGGACAAGUUAGCGAUGUGGAGCUCCGUUUGCUAGUUGAAACAGCAAUGAAACAUUACUUUGAUCUUUUCCGGAUGAAGUCAGCAGCUGCCAAAGAAGAUGUGUUCUUCGUCAUGUCAGGGAUGUGGAGAACUUCUGCAGAACGGUUUUUCCUGUGGAUAGGCGGGUUUCGACCCUCGGAUCUUCUCAAGGUUCUUUUGCCACAUUUUGAUGUCAUGACGGAUCAACAGAUACUAGAUGUUUGCAAUCUAAGACAAUCAUGCCAACAAGCUGAAGACGCUUUGUCUCAAGGUAUGGAGAAGCUACAACACACGCUUGCGGAUUGCGUUGCAGGUGGAAGACUUGGUGAAGGAAGUUACAUUCCUCAGGUGAAUUCUGCUAUGGAGAGAUUAGAAGCUUUAGUCAGUUUUGUAAAUCAGGCUGAUCACUUGAGACACGAGGCGUUGCAACAAAUGAAUAGGAUCUUGACCACACGACAAGCGGCUCGAGGGUUAUUGGCUCUUGGUGAGUAUUUUCAACGGCUUAGAGCCUUGAGUUCGAGUUGGGCAACUAGAGACCGUGAACAAACAUAGGAUUUGAGUUUUUAGAAACAAAAAAAACAAGAAAAGACCAACAAGAAGAAUCAAGAAUGAAAAAGAAUGAAGA